AAUCAUUUCAAUCCAGUUCCUGUUGGUUGGUUUGUUUGGGAUUGGGUUGAAUAGAGUGAAGUGAAAUUGUGGAAAUCGGAUUGUUGUGUUAAAUACUAUAAGAAACUGAUGUGUCUUAGCGUUAAGAAUUUCGGGACGAAUUAAGUAAGAUAGACAAUCAACAUUUAAAAUGAUGCCGGAACAGAAGUGAUCAACUUAUUUUCAAUUUGAUUCAAUCGUAGGCUUAUAGGCUAUUUCAUUGCCGAUUUUUAACCGGUUCAACAAUGGGUGUUCCAGCCUUUUUCAGGUGGCUAAGCAGAAAAUACCCAUCAGUUAUAGUCAACUGCAUUGAGGAGAAGAACACACAACUCGAUGGAACUUUUAUACCAGUUGACUCUUCUCAACCGAAUCCAAAUGGAGUGGAAUUUGACAAUCUAUAUUUGGACAUGAAUGGAAUAAUCCAUCCUUGCACUCAUCCGGAAGAUAAACCAGCUCCAAAAAAUGAAGAUGAAAUGAUGGUCGCUAUUUUUGAGUGUAUUGACCGACUUUUCCGUAUUGUUCGGCCCAGAAAAUUAUUGUACAUGGCGAUUGAUGGGGUGGCUCCAAGGGCUAAAAUGAACCAACAGCGAUCAAGACGUUUUCGAGCUUCAAAAGAAACAGUUGAGAAGAUUCAAGAGAUAGCUCGUGUCAGGAAGGAGAUGUCAGCCAGAGGACUGAUUCUGCCCCCAGAAAAAGCAAAGGAAGCUCAUUUUGAUAGCAACUGUAUUACUCCAGGCACACCAUUUAUGGCACGGUUGUCUAAUUGCCUCCACUACUACAUUCAUGACAGACUGAACAAUGACCCAGGCUGGAGAAACAUCAAAGUCAUCCUCUCAGACGCUAACGUGCCAGGGGAAGGUGAACACAAGAUUAUGGACUACAUUCGGAGACAACGAGGUGAUUGUUAUAAAUAUUAAGUAAUUGUGGUAACAGAUUUCAUUAUU
This is a messenger RNA of Homalodisca vitripennis (glassy-winged sharpshooter), 962 nucleotides long. RefSeq names its product 5'-3' exoribonuclease 2 homolog. NCBI's taxonomy places the organism in Eukaryota, Metazoa, Arthropoda, Insecta, Hemiptera, Cicadellidae. The record is from RefSeq and is a predicted model, not a curated record. Gene Ontology annotation, cellular component: nucleus. Gene Ontology annotation, biological process: nuclear-transcribed mRNA catabolic process. Gene Ontology annotation, molecular function: 5'-3' RNA exonuclease activity; RNA binding.